This is a messenger RNA of Aricia agestis (brown argus), 663 nucleotides long. RefSeq lists its product as uncharacterized. Bases 218 to 628 code for a protein of 136 amino acids. NCBI's taxonomy places the organism in Eukaryota, Metazoa, Arthropoda, Insecta, Lepidoptera, Lycaenidae. The transcript has 3 exons. The record is from RefSeq and is a predicted model, not a curated record.
GCAAGUUGAUUUUGUUUAUUGCUGCCCUUGUUAAUUAUAUAAUCAGAUAUUAAAGUAAUCACUCUGAGGUCAAUUACAUUACGUACGUUGAUAAGGGUAUUCUUGUCUAGAGUGCUACGAGUUAAGACGCAAUCUCUGCCCAAGUGAGGCAAAUUAAGUUAGUGACUAUUAAGUUAUUUAAAAACGUAAUUUUAAAUGAGAUUAAAAGGUGCUUAAAAUGUUCCACUUGUUGAUUGUUUCUUGUAUUAUUGUGAGUUGUAACUCAAUGGACUAUUAUGACGAUGUCGAUCCCGUAAUUGAAAUGUUAAUGAACGAUAAUAUUAUAGAAGAGUAUUCUGAAAGCUAUGAUGUAUCUGAAGACAAAUUUGUUUUUAGCGAUGGAUUAUGGAGAUGCGGCACUUGUCUGGAUGUAGAGAAUGUUAUAUACAAUGAGAUAUACGACUUCAACUCUACUAAUAUACAGGAAGAUAACGAAGUCCAGGUUGGUAUAUCAGUGGAGAGCAUGCGCUGUGUCACAGUAAAGACGAACGAGGAAGCUGCUGUAUCUCUAGCCGGCGGCAGCUGCUCGGGUGAUGUUACCAUACAAUUGAUACGGGCUGAUCUCUGUGAAAUUAAUAUUUACAACUAGUUUCAAGUAAAGAUUAAUAGCAAAUACAGUAAAAU